UGUCAAACGCUCAGUAUUCAUAUCCAUUCCGCAAGUGUUGCUCUGGAAUUUCUGCGAAUUCUAGACGCUAAAAGCCUGUAAUUUUGUGCAGUUUCCGGGAGUGCAAAAACACACAAACGUUUAACAUAAUGAGCAACCUAACCGAGGAUCAAUUGGUUGAAUUCCAGGAGGCGUUCAACCUGUUCGAUAACCGUGGCGAUGGCAAGAUCCAGCAGCAGCAGAUCGGCGAAUGUCUGCGGGCGCUCGGCCAGAACCCGACCGAGUCGGACGUGAAAAAGUUCACAAUGCAGCUCAAACCGGACGAGCGCGUCUCGUUCGAGGUAUUCCUGCCGAUCUACCAGGCCAUCUCGAAGCAGCGCACGGCCGAAACGGCGGACGACUUCAUCGAGGGUCUGCGCCACUUCGACAAGGACGCGAGCGGUUUCAUCUCGUCGGCCGAGCUGCGCCACCUGCUGACGACGCUGGGCGAGAAACUGGGUGACGAUGAGGUGGAACAGCUGCUCCAGAACCAGGAGGAUUCGCAGGGGAACGUGAACUACGAGGAGUUCGUACGGAUGGUCAUGAGCGGCUAGAGGAAGCUAGAGGAAACGACGGAGGAACAUCAACGAUGCGCGAUGGAUUGGAUGUCGUUCAGGGAGGAAAAACACAGACCAUAAACUAUCGUCCACCCCGCCAACAACGUUCGUGUCACACAAGCUACACCUAAACAUACGAACGAGCAUCGCGUGUUUACUUAAGCACCUUAUUUUUCCAUUCCCGUGGCGUUUCAAGUAGUGUUCUGCAAUGUUUUUGCAUUUACCCAACCGUAUGUGUGUGAGGCGUCUGAAAAGGGAUUUAUUAUUAUUUUCUUCUUGUUAACAACACGGUAGAAAAACGUACACGAAAACAAACAUUAAAUUGGAACACUUAUAACAUGCCAUUAAAAUUGCCCAAUGUGAGAACGCGUGCGCGCGAGCAAAUGUGGAUAUCAACAUACAUUCUUACGGUUUGAUGGCAGGCAAAGUAUUAAAGCGUUUUACUUUAUUUUGGAACAAACGUUCUUCAGUAACUGUGUCACAUUCUUACUAAUUAUUUCCAGUUUAGGUGUGACUAUGAGUUUCAUUUAUCUAAUAAAGGUUGCUCCAUUCGUGGAGGUACGUGACAAAACAAAAA
This is a messenger RNA of Anopheles coustani, 1152 nucleotides long. RefSeq names its product myosin-2 essential light chain (gene Mlc-c). Gene Ontology annotation, cellular component: myosin II complex. Gene Ontology annotation, molecular function: calcium ion binding; myosin heavy chain binding. NCBI's taxonomy places the organism in Eukaryota, Metazoa, Arthropoda, Insecta, Diptera, Culicidae. The coding region runs from base 129 to 572 and encodes 147 amino acids. The record is from RefSeq and is a predicted model, not a curated record. The transcript has 4 exons.